Messenger RNA from Sycon ciliatum, 753 nucleotides. RefSeq names its product E3 ubiquitin-protein ligase TRIM56-like. Lineage: Eukaryota; Metazoa; Porifera; Calcarea; Leucosolenida; Sycettidae. Bases 1 to 753 code for a protein of 250 amino acids. Gene Ontology annotation, molecular function: ubiquitin protein ligase activity; zinc ion binding. The transcript has a single exon. The record is from RefSeq and is a predicted model, not a curated record.
AUGCCCAGGUCAGACUGCGUGUUUUGUGAGAGUAGCAAUACGCGAGGAAAACUGUUGAAAUGUCUUCACUCGAUUUGCGUGGAAUGCUUGGAGAAGCAUACCAAUGAUAAUAGUUCAGUAGGAUGUCCUGGCUGUGGCGCGAUCACUCCACCGCCGUUGGCUGGUGUUCCUUUGCUGCAGUACCUGCCAGACAGUGAUGUGUUGUCCGGCGAUGCAGGUGAGGCUACUGCCAUAAUGCAAAAUAAACUGUGCGAUGAAUGUGCUGAGGAUACUGUAGCAGUGGCUAUUUGCAUGGACUGUGGUGACCAUUUCUGCACUGACCAUGCCAAAGGACACCCAAAAUCUCGCAAAUCAUACAGGCACAAGGUCGUGCCACUUAGUGAGGCUGAUUCAUCUUCUCCUAGCGCACGAAGACCCACUCCCGGGUCAAAGUGUGCACUGCAUCCAUCGUCUGAGCAAUCACACUUCUGCAUGGUUUGUCGAAAGAUCCUCUGUGACAAAUGCCUUGAAGCGUCUAAUCGCCAUGACCAGCAUCGCCAGGAUUUGCUACCCAUUGAGCAAGCUGUUUCCACAAUCAGAGACUCGCUCAUUGCAAAGAUGACGGCCUCUUUCUCUGGUGAAGGAAGUGAACUGGAGAGUGCAUUGGCUACAACGGACAAGGCACUCUCGCAGCUGCAUGACCAAACUGAAACUGUGUCGUCGGAAAUCAAUGACUUCUUCACUCAGUUGAAGACAGUCAUUGAUAAGCGAUAG